Molecule: messenger RNA, 8960 nt
Organism: Homo sapiens (human)
Lineage: Eukaryota; Metazoa; Chordata; Mammalia; Primates; Hominidae
Gene: PROX1
Product: prospero homeobox 1
Exons: 5
Coding region: 1325-3541 (738 amino acids)
Biological process (GO): hepatocyte differentiation; cerebellar granule cell differentiation; positive regulation of cell cycle
Cellular component (GO): cytoplasm; nucleus
Molecular function (GO): sequence-specific DNA binding; DNA-binding transcription factor activity, RNA polymerase II-specific; RNA polymerase II cis-regulatory region sequence-specific DNA binding
Source: RefSeq, a predicted model, not a curated record
GUUACUCCCCCUGCUGAAGCUGAAGGUUGGUGGAGUGAUGGAGCGUGGGGAUGGUAAAGGAGGAGUAAGUAGCUUUCCACAGACUCCCAGGUCUCUGGCCCCUUCCCAGCUUCUUGGGAAAUUGAGAGCCCUCCAGGCAGACAGAGAACAGAACUAGAAGGAGGGGUGGUGCUUAGUCUUAAAUAGCUCAAGGAGGCAGGUUGGAGUGUGAAACUGCUGUUCUUGGCAACCCAGAAGGCUACUCUGCCUGGGGGAAGGCUGGAAACUCACCUGCUUGUUUUUAUUUUUCCGAGAAGAUCUGUGCUGUCUCCUUGAGCUUAUAAAAACAGAGGAAGCACAGGGUGGCCUCCUCGCAAAGUCAAGGCUAGAAGACUCCCUUCUCCUGUUCUCUUUUCCACUCAUGCCCUCCCUUAUUUAAAAAAAAAAAAAAAAAGAAAGAAAAGAAAAAAAAAAGAACUCAUUUCCUUUCCUAACCUAGGUAGGCAGAAAUCUAUUAGCAGAGUGCGCAUGGGCAGGGCCUGACAGGUGUGUUGUGUCAAGAAAGACAGGUGCAAAUUUCCUCUGUGUCUGUGUGUGUCUGUACAGCUCUAGACCACAAUGCUUGCUCGAGGGUUGGAGAGGUUUAUGAAUUUAUGGUUGUCCUGGUUAAUAGGAUUGUCUGGGCUAAUGGGAAUUGGGCUGUUGUUCUUUUGAGCCCUGCCAUGUGAGUUCUUGGGGUGGGGGGUGGGGGCAAGUUGGUAUGUGUUUGUUUAUUUUUCUUAAGGAUAUUGGCAGUCUACUGCUGAGGCUGUGUCCCAGGCUUCUGUCUGCCAGUCAGCCCAAAGCACCCCCACUUUAGGCAGCAGGUGGAGGGAGACUGACUUUUCCUUUGCUUCCUACCAGUUUAUGCCUAUCUCCCAGGUCUGUGCUUGGCAGAGAGAGAGAGAGAGAGAGAGAACUGUCGUGUGUGUGUGUGUGUGUGUGUGUGUGUGUGUGUGUGUGUGUUUGUGUGUGUGUGGUGUAUGCUUUGGAUAGCAAUGAGUGGUGUGUAACUGCCAAGAAUUCCAAAGUCAGUUUGAAAGUGUUACUGUUGUUAAAGCUUAUCUUUUUAAGCAUGCUUUCUCCUUGCCCAGAAAGAAUAGGUAUGUACAUAAACUCUUUCAAGUCAUAUGUUAAAUAAUCUCAUAAAGUAGAAUGAGCCUGUCAUUGUCCCAGACAUGUGCCAAAUGUCCUAGAUAUGAAUUUGAUGGAGAAAGAAAAUCUCAAGUACAUGAGAAGGGUCCCGGGAUUCUUGAGCUGUGCCCAGCUGACGAGCUUUUGAAGAUGGCACAAUAACCGUCCAGUGAUGCCUGACCAUGACAGCACAGCCCUCUUAAGCCGGCAAACCAAGAGGAGAAGAGUUGACAUUGGAGUGAAAAGGACGGUAGGGACAGCAUCUGCAUUUUUUGCUAAGGCAAGAGCAACGUUUUUUAGUGCCAUGAAUCCCCAAGGUUCUGAGCAGGAUGUUGAGUAUUCAGUGGUGCAGCAUGCAGAUGGGGAAAAGUCAAAUGUACUCCGCAAGCUGCUGAAGAGGGCGAACUCGUAUGAAGAUGCCAUGAUGCCUUUUCCAGGAGCAACCAUAAUUUCCCAGCUGUUGAAAAAUAACAUGAACAAAAAUGGUGGCACGGAGCCCAGUUUCCAAGCCAGCGGUCUCUCUAGUACAGGCUCCGAAGUACAUCAGGAGGAUAUAUGCAGCAACUCUUCAAGAGACAGCCCCCCAGAGUGUCUUUCCCCUUUUGGCAGGCCUACUAUGAGCCAGUUUGAUAUGGAUCGCUUAUGUGAUGAGCACCUGAGAGCAAAGCGCGCCCGGGUUGAGAAUAUAAUUCGGGGUAUGAGCCAUUCCCCCAGUGUGGCAUUAAGGGGCAAUGAAAAUGAAAGAGAGAUGGCCCCGCAGUCUGUGAGUCCCCGAGAAAGUUACAGAGAAAACAAACGCAAGCAAAAGCUUCCCCAGCAGCAGCAACAGAGUUUCCAGCAGCUGGUUUCAGCCCGAAAAGAACAGAAGCGAGAGGAGCGCCGACAGCUGAAACAGCAGCUGGAGGACAUGCAGAAACAGCUGCGCCAGCUGCAGGAAAAGUUCUACCAAAUCUAUGACAGCACUGAUUCGGAAAAUGAUGAAGAUGGUAACCUGUCUGAAGACAGCAUGCGCUCGGAGAUCCUGGAUGCCAGGGCCCAGGACUCUGUCGGAAGGUCAGAUAAUGAGAUGUGCGAGCUAGACCCAGGACAGUUUAUUGACCGAGCUCGAGCCCUGAUCAGAGAGCAGGAAAUGGCUGAAAACAAGCCGAAGCGAGAAGGCAACAACAAAGAAAGAGACCAUGGGCCAAACUCCUUACAACCGGAAGGCAAACAUUUGGCUGAGACCUUGAAACAGGAACUGAACACUGCCAUGUCGCAAGUUGUGGACACUGUGGUCAAAGUCUUUUCGGCCAAGCCCUCCCGCCAGGUUCCUCAGGUCUUCCCACCUCUCCAGAUCCCCCAGGCCAGAUUUGCAGUCAAUGGGGAAAACCACAAUUUCCACACCGCCAACCAGCGCCUGCAGUGCUUUGGCGACGUCAUCAUUCCGAACCCCCUGGACACCUUUGGCAAUGUGCAGAUGGCCAGUUCCACUGACCAGACAGAAGCACUGCCCCUGGUUGUCCGCAAAAACUCCUCUGACCAGUCUGCCUCCGGCCCUGCCGCUGGCGGCCACCACCAGCCCCUGCACCAGUCGCCUCUCUCUGCCACCACGGGCUUCACCACGUCCACCUUCCGCCACCCCUUCCCCCUUCCCUUGAUGGCCUAUCCAUUUCAGAGCCCAUUAGGUGCUCCCUCCGGCUCCUUCUCUGGAAAAGACAGAGCCUCUCCUGAAUCCUUAGACUUAACUAGGGAUACCACGAGUCUGAGGACCAAGAUGUCAUCUCACCACCUGAGCCACCACCCUUGUUCACCAGCACACCCGCCCAGCACCGCCGAAGGGCUCUCCUUGUCGCUCAUAAAGUCCGAGUGCGGCGAUCUUCAAGAUAUGUCUGAAAUAUCACCUUAUUCGGGAAGUGCAAUGCAGGAAGGAUUGUCACCCAAUCACUUGAAAAAAGCAAAGCUCAUGUUUUUUUAUACCCGUUAUCCCAGCUCCAAUAUGCUGAAGACCUACUUCUCCGACGUAAAGUUCAACAGAUGCAUUACCUCUCAGCUCAUCAAGUGGUUUAGCAAUUUCCGUGAGUUUUACUACAUUCAGAUGGAGAAGUACGCACGUCAAGCCAUCAACGAUGGGGUCACCAGUACUGAAGAGCUGUCUAUAACCAGAGACUGUGAGCUGUACAGGGCUCUGAACAUGCACUACAAUAAAGCAAAUGACUUUGAGCAGGUUCCAGAGAGAUUCCUGGAAGUUGCUCAGAUCACAUUACGGGAGUUUUUCAAUGCCAUUAUCGCAGGCAAAGAUGUUGAUCCUUCCUGGAAGAAGGCCAUAUACAAGGUCAUCUGCAAGCUGGAUAGUGAAGUCCCUGAGAUUUUCAAAUCCCCGAACUGCCUACAAGAGCUGCUUCAUGAGUAGAAAUUUCAACAACUCUUUUUGAAUGUAUGAAGAGUAGCAGUCCCCUUUGGAUGUCCAAGUUAUAUGUGUCUAGAUUUUGAUUUCAUAUAUAUGUGUAUGGGAGGCAUGGAUAUGUUAUGAAAUCAGCUGGUAAUUCCUCCUCAUCACGUUUCUCUCAUUUUCUUUUGUUUUCCAUUGCAAGGGGAUGGUUGUUUUCUUUCUGCCUUUAGUUUGCUUUUGCCCAAGGCCCUUAACAUUUGGACACUUAAAAUAGGGUUAAUUUUCAGGGAAAAAGAAUGUUGGCGUGUGUAAAGUCUCUAUUAGCAAUGAAGGGAAUUUGUUAACGAUGCAUCCACUUGAUUGAUGACUUAUUGCAAAUGGCGGUUGGCUGAGGAAAACCCAUGACACAGCACAACUCUACAGACAGUGAUGUGUCUCUUGUUUCUACUGCUAAGAAGGUCUGAAAAUUUAAUGAAACCACUUCAUACAUUUAAGUAUUUUGUUUGGUUUGAACUCAAUCAGUAGCUUUUCCUUACAUGUUUAAAAAUAAUUCCAAUGACAGAUGAGCAGCUCACUUUUCCAAAGUACCCCAAAAGGCCAAAUUAAAAAAGAAAAAUAAUCACUCUCAAGCCUUGUCUAAGAAAAGAGGCAAACUCUGAAAGUCGUACCAGUUUCUUCUGGAGGCAAAGCAAUUUUGCACAAAACCAGCUCUCUCAAGAUGAGACUAGAAAUUCAUACCUGGUCUUGUAGCCACCUCUCUAAACUUGAAAAUAGGUUCUUCUUCAUAAGUGAGCUUACAUCAUUCUUCAUAAAGAAAAAUCCUAUAACUUGUUAUCAUUUUUGCUUCAGAUACUAAAAGGCACUAAGUUUCCAAUUUACGCUGCUCAACUUUGUUUAUAUGCUUAAAAGGAUUCUGUUUACUUAACAAUUUUUUCCCCUAAAAUACUAUUUUCUGAAUACUUCCUUCCAGUAAGGAAUAAAGGAAAGCCCAACUUGGCCAUAAAAUUCUUGCCUACACUAGAAGUUUGUUGACAGCCAUUAGCUGACUUGAUCGUCAUCUCCUAAGAGGAACACAUAUAUUUUCACAAGCAAUUCCACACUAUCCUGAUGGGUAUGCAAAGUGGUGACAGUCUAACUCAGUGUUUCUUCAUUUUAGGUAUAACAUUUUAAAGCAAUUGAUAAUGCCUCUUCCAAUUCAGAAGCUAGUAUUGACCAAAAUGUGAGAAGAGUGUAUAGCAUAGGAAAAUUUGGGGUUAACCCAAAAGACACAAUUCCAGCACACAUAAGAAAGCUAGCUGCUAUUUUAUGCUUUCUUCCAUGGUUCUCCUCUUUUUUCCCUUUUAUUUUUCCCUGUUUUUCAAUGAUGUACAGUGUUCCCUACUUGCAUUGAAAAAACUCGUAUGGCAUUCACACUUUUUUUCUUAGGUGGGUUUUUGUGUCCAGAUGCAGUAAGAAUUCAUUGUUCAUCCUAAAACUGUUUUCCAGACCCUUCCUUCCCCUUAGGUAAUUUGAUAUACACCUCCUAAAAUGACACAGUAACAAAUCUGGUAUUUAGAACAUAUAGAACAUAAAUGCCAUUUUUUAAUUCAACUUUAAUAAGAAUUACAUUUGACUUUGGAGAAUACAGGUCUUGACCCAUGUGACUGACUAGCUGACCCGAUCGCUGUAAUUUAACGUCAUUUAUAAAUUCUGCUGAUGGACAGGAAUGUAUGAACUCAAUUAUUGUCAGCACAAAGCCUUAAAACCUGCUGACUUUAAAUUAAAUGGUGCAGUCCUAUGAUGCCCUGCACCAUCCAGGGGACUAACAGGGCCUCGCAGUGUAGACAGAGGGUGCAGCCACACGGGCGGGGGCACCAGCCACCUCACUCUGCACCCGCGGCCUCACACAUCUCCCAGCUCACACUCUACUAAUGCACAGAGUCAUUAGAUCCAAUUUGUUAUUUUUCUCACUUGCUUUAAAAAAAAGCAGUUUGGAUAAUCAUGACAUUGGAAUAAAGUGGGAAGGAAAAAUUCCAUCAGCACAAAAUAGGGAAGUAAUCCCAACUUGUAGUCACAGUUUUCUGACUGGCUUUGUUUUAAAAGAGGAUGGCAGUCCUUGUUCGUGUCAGUGUGCCACUGGGUUUUUGCUGUUCCGUGUAAUUCAUAUCAACUUUGUGUUGCCAUUUGCAAGGUAAAAGGCAAAGCUGUAGUGUAUUCACCUAUGUAGACAGAUUGCUAGAUAUCUUUUUGAUCUGGGGCGAGUUCAAUAUUGAUUCCAGACUUAUUUGGAUUUUUUUAGUAUUAUUUUCCCCUCCCUUUCUAAUUUAAAUAGACAAAUUAAGCAAAAGUGUGUGUUCACAACCAAAUGUUGAUGCCCUUAUCUACUGAUAAUAUCCUCUCAAUGUUCACUGAGGCAUAGAAAUUAUUUCAGAGUAGAAAUUGCAGCAUGAGGAUAAACUCACCUCUUUGUUCUGAAAAUAGAACUUUAUCACUAUGCUUUCCGGUGGUUUUCCCUUUUACAAUCGAAAUCUUGUGCCUCCCAAGUGCAUUGGAAAAUGACAAAAGCCUGUCUCUCCAAAUUCCUAUUUAACAGUUUGAUUUUUUUUUUUUAAUCACCAUCUUUCAAAUCUUAGCUCAACUCUCACCAAGUGAAAAUUGGCUACUUGGGAGAAAGUUAACUUUCUAUGGUGGGAUGGUGAAGGAUGAGGGACAGUUUACAUAGGAAAAGAAAAAAAAAAGUCUAAAGUCCAUGUUGAAAAACCACACUACCACUUAUUUUCUGCUAACCCUAAAUUAUUUUUGCGUAUACGCUUGAGGUUAUAGUCUGUGCCUAGACCUAAAAUGCACCAGCGGGGGGGAUUUUAAAAAAUCCUUCAAAAUACCAGUUUUUUCCCAACAAGUACAAUUGUUCUUGUGCCUUCUGUGGCUUUCGAUUUCAUCUUUUUGACUUUAUUUCCAAUUACUACAGCUGCAAUAAACACUAGAUUUUUUUUCUGGCUGUUUGACAUAACGUUGAUAGCUAUGCAUAUUUUGUGUCUUUUUAAAACAAAGCGGGAGAAUACGUUUUUGAAGAAGAGAAUUUUUAGAACAGUUUGAUACCGCAAAUUAUUUUUUCCUCAAUUGUUUGAGCAGCAUUCGAGUUUUGAAAAUUCUUGUAGAAGCCAAUUUUUUGUAACUGUGGUGCAAAUCUUGUGUUUUCUUAGCCUAAUGAAAAGUAGUAUAGAAGCAAUAUUUCAUACCAUGUGCUAUAUAUGUGUGCGCAGAUGUGUGAACAUAAAAUCACAUACACACAUAUACACACAUGUAAAAAUAUACAUAUAUAUAUAUGCGUGUGAAGUGGAAAGCUUACCUUUUCCUAUCUAGAUUUAAGAACCUAUUUUAGACAUUUGUUAUGUUUUGUGAAAAGAAUGUUCUAUUUGCAACAAAACAUUUAAUUCUUACUGUAUCUCUGGCUGUUUAAUGAGGACGUUUCACAUUAAAUGGUAAAACACAUGGAAGAUGUUAGAAUGUAGUAAUUAUUUAAGUAAACGUUCACCCACAUAUUCCUGAAGUUUGCUUUGUGCCUCCGAGUAUUAUUUAAUUAAAGAAGUGUUUUAUGUUUGCAGAAUCUUUGUCACUGUACUAGGGAUGUGGGUGAAUAUCAUUUAAAAAAAUUUAAAACAACAAAAAAAAAGCAAAACAGAAACACUAAAGCAAGAGGGGAACUUUUAUAAAGCAAUGUAAAUAUUUAACCUCAUGGCUGUCAUUAUGUAAGACAUGAGAUUUUAAUAAAUAACUACAUUCUCACGACAUCUGUUGAAUUUACUAGGAACACUACAGUGACUGUAUAGACAGUUGAAAGCAUUCUUGAAAAUCCUGCUCUCUCCUUUUAAAAGUUAACAAUCUCUUUUAUCAGAUGUCAAGGGCAAGGGUAAUGCAGUUUCUGUAAAUUUAUGAAAUUUCUUUUUCUAUGUACAUGAAGACAUUUAGUAAGUAACACCCCCCCUUCCCAUGCGCACAUGUGCGCAUACACACACACACACACACACACACACACACAAACACACACACUGUCAUAAAGCUAAUGAUUUGGGGACUUUAAAAAAUAGGAUGUCCUCCAGGAACAAUCAUAAAUUUAUGAAAGAAAGAGUAGUUUACAGACUCCCCUGAAAGAAGCAGUGUAUAUGUGAAGACAGUGCAAAAAUCUCUUUGCCAUGUAUAUUAUAGCGUAUUCAUUGGUGUGAAUAGUACAAAUGUUUCCUUCUGGUACAAACUCUGUGUUUGCAAAUUUACAAGAAGCAUUGUUUUCAAAAAGCUCCCCUUAAAAAAUGUAACUGGUUUAUAUGAGUAAGCAGUUACCGUAUUGCACUUAAAUGUUAUGUUGAAGGAAAUGCAGUUUUGUUUUCUGUAGAUCUGUUGGUUGUAAACCAUCUAUAAAACUAAAGCUAAAAUGCUCAUAUUCAGAGCUGGGAUCAAAACUGGUAUUUAACCUUUGCAUCUUCUUAUAAUUAUCCUUCUAAGAAUAUAACAGAAUGUGGAAGUGUCUGGACUUUGAGUCUUUUCAACUGAGCCUUCUCUCAAAUCUGACACCCCCUCAGAAUGCACAAACAUAAGCAGAAAAGGCAAACAAGCUUACCUUCUUUUGUGAAAACGUAUUCAUUCUGUAUUUUUUUAAAUAUUCAAUUCCCCUAAAAAUGGGGAGAAAAUAUUUUAAAAUUGUAUAUUACGACUUCAAAUUUAGAACUAAGAAAAAAAUGUAUUUGGGAUUGGUCUCAGCGCUACCUAGAAGAAUCAAAGGUCAUGGCUUCCCUCAAUAUUGUCCCAGCCAUUUCUCAUAUGUAUAUAGUAUAAACCGUGACAAAACACUGCCUUUAUAUUAUUUAGCAAUAUGUUGUAAAUAGCAUUAUUAAGCUCUUUUUUGUAAUAAAGACCCUUUGAUUUGAAUAUAGUACAAUAACUGAACUGAUAAAGUCAAUUUUUGAUUUUUGUUUGUUUUUUUUAGCUAGAGGCAAUUUCAAUUGUGAAUUUUUGUUGUUGUCUAUUGUUCUGAAGACUUUGCAUAAUUUAUUGGUUUAAUUUAUCCUAAUUUAUUUGAUGAAGGUGUACAAUUUUGUAUUACCAAGGAUGUACUGUAAUAUUAAUUGAUAUGAUAAACACAAUGAGACUCCCUGUCCAUAUUAAAAAGAAAAUAAAAAGGUGCAGUAGACAAUUGAUUUUAAAGGAAAAGUUAAAAAAAUUAGUUUGGCAGCUACUAAAUUUUAAAACAGGAAAAAAAAAAGUUGUUGUGGGGAGGGUGGGAAAGGGGUUUUACUUUGUGUGUUUUAAGCUUUUGUAUACUCUCCAAACUUUUACCUUUUGCUUUGUACCACUUAAAGGAUACAGUAGUCCAAUUGCCUUGUGUGCCUUCCAUCUCCUCUUAAACUGAAUGUAUGUGCAGUAUAUAUGCAAGCUUGUGCAAAAUAAAAUAUACAUUACAAGCUCA